UUGUAGCUUGGCUUCCGCUAUAGCUGUAGUGUCGCGCUGCCGCUGACGAAAACAAGAGAAAUCGAGACCACUCCAACACGCACAGUUUCUAAGCGACAGCGACGUGAAACGCUAGAACUAAGGCAACCCGAGGAUGUAGGUAUAGUCCCCUAGAGCGCAACUUUGUCGAAACCUCGUUGUCGUCCUCUCUCUAUCUCUCUCUUUAUAAAUAAGAGGAAAAAAAUAUAAGGACAACAAAAAGAAAGAGGGAGAGAGACACGCACGUCUUCGAACGGAACCGCACCUUCCUGACGAACCCGAACGACCAAGAAGAGCAGCUGGAGAAGACCGACAUUCCGGAGGAGAGAGAGAGAGAUUAAAACAGAAAAAAAAAAGUAGACGCAGCGGAGGCGCAGUCCAGCGAGCGCGAGACUUUUGCCGUCACAGCGUUGGACGCGCGACGUCCGUCAGCGAGGCCGGCCGACCGGAGAGAGCGCACGUGGACGCAACCGCGCACCACCAAGGGGGGCCAGCAGCGGACGACGCAGGACCGCCAAACCGCUGUCGCCAGGUGUUCGAGCGCCGCCGAUGACUGCCUAAGGCUGUGGCUGGCACGGCGGGAUGGCGCUCCUGUACCGCUUCACCCGACUCAACGAUCGCUCCAACACGGGUGUGUUCACCUUCAUCGCGACGCGGUCCGUCACACGAGACCUGCACCGGGACGCCACCACCAAAGACUUUCCUUUCGCUUACCACCGAUGGGCCGUCUCCUUCGUCCGCACCGACAAGGUGCUCGGGGUGUUGCUCCGAAUUCGGAACGCCGCUCCCGGAUGGAAGUGCUACCUGGACUUCACAUUCACCUUGCUCAAUCGCGAGCACUUCUCGAAGAACGAAGCCCUCUCCGAAAAGCAGGUUCGCUUCUCGGCGGAAGAGUCGACGCAUGGCGCUGCCCGUUGGAUCCUCAUCUCGGACCUGCAGUCUCGGCGCUUCUCGGACGAGACGGGCGAAUUCCUGCUGGAGCUGUCGCUGGCCAACGCCAUGACGGUGUUUGAAACAGACAUCCGUGUGCCUCCGCAGCUGCUCAAUCACCACCACCACCAUCACCACCACCACAGGGGCAGCGGUGCGGGACAGCAGAAAGACUGGGGCCCCCUCGGUUCGGCGCCCGGCACGCCAACAGGAUCCGGAGGGGCGCAGAGCCCCCGAAUCGAGUCGUCCUACUUUUGCUUCGGAGGUUUCGACUGGAACAUUGCGCUGCUUCCGGACGGUUCGCCCGAGGACGGUGACAACGGCCGGCCCCGGGUGCUCCUCAUCAGGCACACAGGCUUCGACCACCCGUGCCGCGUUCAGUACCGAGUGGUGCUGGGUGAAGGCGACCGGCGCGUGGAUUCCGGUGUGCUGGACCAGAUCUCGGACCUGUCAGGCCGCAUCCGGGGCUUUUCGCUGGGCGCCGCCGGCCCUGCUGACCUGGUGCGGCGCGGCACACUCAGACUCCAGCUGCACAUGCUGUCCGCCAACGCCAUCUCAGAGGCCAAGGUGUCGGCGACUGCAAGCACGCUGACUGGUGUGGAGCCGUGCGUGCCUGCGACGGCCAACUGCUACGACCGGGACAAGCAGGCGUGGUGCGUCGAGGCCGACAUGGAGGGCGAGCGCUUGCGACUGAAGCUGUACUACGCUGAGCUGCAGCACAUCCCCGUGGGCCACCUGCGCUACGUGGCCUGGAACGCGUACCUGGUGCGCCGCCAGCCGGGCUCCGGGGCGCGCGAGAGCGUGCUCGCGUUGCGCGCUCCGCACUCCAGCUACUACGUGCACGACGGCAUGGACGUCGCCGUGGUCAUGGACACCGACGUCUCUGUGCGACAGAUUCGUGAGUCAGCCGGCAUGUACUUGGACGGUGCCGGAAACCUCACUGUGCACGUGGAAUGGCUUGACUCGCAGCUCCUGUUCGGGGCCACGUACCACAAAUACGACGACAUUGCGCGCACCCAGUGCCAUCAAAUGAAACGCGAGAUCGCCGCUCUCCAGGCUGAGAACUACAACCUGGAGCGGCAGGUGUUUAGCUACCAGAAGUCCAUCUCGUACGCGAGUGCCCGGGGCCAGCCGUCUGAGGACCUGCCCGACGACUACUACGCCAGCACCGUGCGGCGGCUCUCCGAGACGCAGAGCCUGUCCGAGUCCGAGUACGCCUGACGAGCCCCUGCCGCCAUCCAGAAGAGCGAGCCCGACGCUGCCGCCGCCGCCGCCACCGUUAGGUGUUCUGCACAAUCGCCAUCCCGCUGCCUUGAAUGUGAGCGGCGUGCCUGGGCGCCGCCGCCGCCCCUGCACCCGCCCAGAGCCCGGGCCAUCCGCCACUGAGCGUGCACUCGGACACGCUUCUUCGGUACCGCCUCUUCACCCCCCACAUUCCUCCCUGGGGGACCACUCAUCAUCCACUGCAUCGCCCAUCACGUCCACUGUCGGCGCCUCCUUAGGGACGACAAAACAUGGCCCAUGUCGCACUGCUUGCACCGCCUCAGCGUUCACUCGUGUCCAGGUGCCCGCUGCUGCGCGAAACGUGUCAACCUAUGAUGCUUCGCAAUUGUCACCCAUAAAACGUUUUCAGACAACUAUGGUACUGGUUGUGAGUAAGGUUCGUAGAGGUGACGUGAAACUUACGCUCAAUCUAGCAGUACGCAACACAGAUUUCCAGCAUUACCCCGACGUAAGGAUUGCGACCUCCUCAGCGGGAAUUCGUAUAUAAAAAUAUUUUCGUACGGUUGCUCCAGUUGCUUUAGGCACCGGGAAGGAAGCAUGUUUUCGGCGUAACGCAUUUCCACUUAAAAAUAAAAGGAACGAAGCAGAACACUGGCGAACAUAAUACGCAGUAUUUUUUAAGUAAUUGUAAAUUAAAUACGAACCAGAAAGUUGCCUUCAAGGUUCGCAGGUAUUAGGGCCAUGGUCACAGGAGUCCAGUAUCGAUAGCAGUUAUUCAAGGAGAAGCAGAGCCCGGAUGCUAUAUGAAGUAAACUUUUUUUUAAUGGAGGAAAAGCCGCUGUUAAUACCAUUCGCCAAAUAAACCAGACUUUUUAUGACCUCAUGGCUUGAAUAGAGCGCAAAUUUCACCUGCAUUAUCCGUUAAGAAGUACGCUGGAUAACGGCGAAUUCGCUGGAUCACGACAAUGGUCUGUGCCAUUGAAAUCUGUGGCCGUUUCUGAAACAAAAAAUAGCAUGGCAUCGAGGAAAACUGUGCUAUAAUCGUUUCUUGGUCAUCCAUGAAAGGCCUUGUCGCUAUUUAGCGAAAAUAAUUUGUACUAGUAAUUUUCAUUUCCAGAGGCCAAGACUGAGGUGUGCUCAUUUGCCUUCCUCCAGGACUAAGCCGUUGUGGAACGGCAGCGACAUGGAGUGUUUGCUAUGUGCAAGCAGAGCGACCUGGAAACUCAUAAGCUGCGUACCUGUCCAUUAUAUUGGAGCAUAGAGAUUUUACUCGCCAGAUCUUACCUGUUUGAUGCCUGUAUUCCCGGUUGUCGUUUCGCGAAUCUGCACCAAUGAAAGUUUCCAGCUUUUAUGCCGAUAAUAGAUUCGCCGACACUGGGUUGGUGUUUAUCAAGUUUUACCUGCAUGGAGCGUUCGUUGCAUGACGAGGUAUACGCUUCGGCUUAAUAAUUUUAUCAGUGUAGAACGGCCGUUUGAUGCGUUUCGUCUUGAGAGAUGAGAGCCCCCAAAAUCGCCUAGCGAUUGCACUGACUAAGAGCUCCAGCGUGCAAGCUGCAAAUCCGUUCAGCACCCAAAGGGCACAAUACUUAACAAGGCGCCCUUGUAGCUGUAUAGAUUAAAUGCCUGAACGCCAAUCAUUUCGGUACAUUCCACCGCGCCAUUCGCAGACUGAAGUGCGGUGCCAAUAGAACGUUAUUUGUGAAACUUUUUACUCCACAACUCUGGCAAUACUCGUCCUAAAGGUCGUGUCGGUGUGUUAAACAAAGCGUUCAUACACUGCGUGGCCAAUACUCUCCAGUACUCUUACCCGACUUUCCUGUCGUGCGUUCUCAAACCCUUGUUGUCAUUUCACCUGUAUAAGGGAAGUAAGAUUCGGGACAGAAAGACGCGACAGAGUCGUUUCUCCAAGGUGGAAUCUGCCACUCGUCGAUGAAAAUUCGGCUGUUUUGCCUCAGCGCUGCCGGCUCUUGGUUUGUGGCUUUGCGUAGGAGAAGUGGCAUAGAAAAAAAAAUUCGCGCACAGCGGAGCACGACCAUGCUAUACCAAGGUCUUGCGUACCCCGAGCUGUUGUAUGUGCCAAGUACGAGCGUCCCGCUCUUAGGUUAUCGCGGUCACUGUCGGAACAAAUGUCGCGCUAUAGAGUUAGCUAAACGAGCGCGCGCGUCCUUGGGGAAGCCUACGUGCACCGGGUUUUUUAUUUUAUAUUCGUGCGUAUGAUGAUAAGACGCAUAGCUAUGGUGUGAUCAUCUAUUCAUAACUAUACUCGGCAGAAAAAAUGUGCCUCCCGUCAAUUCUGUUUCGCCCAUCUUUUUUCACCGCUGUCAAAGUCUCAUUGUAAGCCUUUGAGCAAGUCGAUACUCUGUUGGCUUCGCAAAAAAUAAUUACAAUAUGUCGAGAGGCUUUGUACCUUGUGUCGGCAAGGCAUUUUAAAAGCAGAGUUGACUAACGACAUGAUAGCAUCGUACGUUAAUGUCUAUGAAGAUAUAAGAUAUCAGCGUUUCGUAUGAGGAAAAAAAAGCCUUUCGUUGUUUGUUCGACACUUUUUACCACUCAAACAGCUUUCUUUAACACGAGAAAAAAAAACAUUUCUUGUAAUAUUUGCUAGGUAUCUAUGAACACGGUAUUUCAUUAGCAAUGUUUCGGGAAUGUGCUGUGUCUGAUUCAUAUUUUUAGUGGUCUUUCGUUAAUUUGUGGCAAACCACCGAAGAGAUUGUCAGAAUGUGUUUCGACAAAGAGGGCGUGGCUUGCUAAUCGAUAUACCAAGAAAACCUAGGACACACAGCACGCGAACAAAUCUCCUUUCCAUCAUUUCUUCAGGGUAAGUAACAGGAUCUUAAAGCGCGUGAACGGGUUCUGAGCAACAGGUAGCCCGCGAGCCAGAUCUCUCCAGUGAUCCUCGGCUUCACACAAAAAGAAUAUUCCUUCACCCACUUUCCCAUCGUCUCCCACCGCUGUAGACGGCACCGUGUUUUCAAGCUCACCUCAGUCAUGAACAGAGUGCCUCCAAAAAUCAUUCUGCGUGAUUUUCACUCGCACAGCUAUUAAUUUUGCUGACAUUUUAAAGCAAUGAUGGCGUCGGC
This is a messenger RNA of Rhipicephalus sanguineus (brown dog tick), 5252 nucleotides long. RefSeq lists its product as uncharacterized. The transcript is spliced from 9 exons. Gene Ontology annotation, molecular function: protein binding. Lineage: Eukaryota; Metazoa; Arthropoda; Arachnida; Ixodida; Ixodidae. The coding region runs from base 601 to 2169 and encodes 522 amino acids. The record is from RefSeq and is a predicted model, not a curated record.